This is a messenger RNA of Cajanus cajan (pigeon pea), 765 nucleotides long. RefSeq lists its product as uncharacterized. Lineage: Eukaryota; Viridiplantae; Streptophyta; Magnoliopsida; Fabales; Fabaceae. The record is from RefSeq and is a predicted model, not a curated record.
AAUAAAUAAAUAAAUAAAUAAAAAACCCGACCUUGUAACAAUGUUGGGGGCGAUUCGGAGAAUGAACACGGUUGCUGAAGAAACAGCGCGCCUCACCAGAUUCUCUCUUCACGCCCCAAAAUGUGUAGAGGUGGCAUUUGCCAAUGGUAGAGUGUUCAAUCUAUCAGCUGAAUUUCUCAGAAUAAAUAGUCCCGCAGUUGAUGGAAAGAUUAGGUCAAUUGGAGGUGAAAAGGUGAUAUCUGGGAGGCGCCAUGUGGGAAUCAUGUCUGCAGAACCAGUGGGAAACUAUGGGGUGAGACUAAAUUUUGAUGACUUGCAUAAGACUGGUAUUUAUUCCUGGGAUUAUUUCUAUCAUCUUGGAUGCAACAAGUUUACCCUUAUGAGAAAUUACAUUAAGACAUUGAAGAAAUAUGGUCUUAGUCGGGAUCCACGAGGAAGGAAAUGAUGCAGACUACAGUUCAAUCACCCAAAUAUAGUUGUCAUUUGUCAACAUGACACUGUUUGCUUCAUUUGUUGAAAAUGAAACCUGCAAUGUUGAAGGUUUGAAGUUGAAUGAAACGUGAAUUAUUUGCAUCCCUUUUUUGUUUUUUUUUUUCCUUAUGAGGAAAGGAUCAUCUAUCUGCAAAGGCAGAUCAUUUUCUGUAGAGCCCUUGAUUUCCUUUUGGAACAUGUUGUAUUUUAAUUAUUGUACAUCUUCGUAAGCCAUAUUCAUGUAUUAGAAUUUUUAAUAUUUUAAAUUCUUGUGUUUUGGUCAUUCUGCCUAAA